UAUUGCCACUCCUUAUUUCACUAUUUCCACUCCUUAGAGAAACAAUUUUUUUUAACUAUUUCCACUCAUUGAACCAAUUUGGAAGUAGCAAAAAUUAUUGUUUUGAGGGGGGUGAAAAAUUAAUAGUUAUUCUUAGGACACUAUUGGGAUAUUUAAGCCCACCGACUUCUAUAUAUACACCCACAAUCCGGGUGUAGGUAGAGCUGCGUUUCCUUCAUGUACCCCAGAGUGAUCUAAAAGAAGAAAAGAGGAGAAAGUAGGGAAGAAAACGGAGGGAAAAUGGUUCUGCUGGAGAAGCUUUGGGACGACGUCGUAGCAGGGCCCCAACCUGAUCGUGGCCUUGGAAAACUUAGAAAGAUCUCUACUAAACCCUUGAACAUCAAAGAUGUGGAAGGAGAAGGAAGCAAGUUCCAGAGAUCGAUGUCGAUGCCAACUAGCCCAGGUACUCCGGCGACGCCGGUCACACCCACGACGCCGGCGACGGCGCGUAAAGAUAACGUCUGGAGAAGCGUAUUCCACCCCGGCAGCAACCUUGCCACCAAGAAAAUUGGUGGUGAGAUGUUCGACAAGCCACAGCCUAAUUCCCCUACUGUGUAUGACUGGCUCUACAGCGGGGAGACGAGGAGCAAGCAUCGUUGAGGGUGAUGUUAGGGUGACCCAUGGGUGCAUGUAAAUAGCAUCUUUUCCUUCUAGUGUCAGAGGGGUUUUAAUUAGUAGUUUAAUUAAAACUAAUUAAAUAAGCUUUGUUCGUGGGUGAUUAUGUUAAUUAAUGUAAUGUGUAUGUAUGGUUUUUGGGUGUGGGGUCCCUCUUUCUCUGGGCACUUGAGAAAGUAAUAACCAUGUUUUAUAUAUGCUUUAAUUAUUAAGAAAUUUUUUAA
Molecule: messenger RNA, 878 nt
Organism: Carica papaya (papaya)
Lineage: Eukaryota; Viridiplantae; Streptophyta; Magnoliopsida; Brassicales; Caricaceae
Gene: DYL1
Product: dormancy-associated protein-like 1
Source: RefSeq, a predicted model, not a curated record